Messenger RNA from Podarcis raffonei (Aeolian wall lizard), 2624 nucleotides. RefSeq lists its product as uncharacterized. NCBI's taxonomy places the organism in Eukaryota, Metazoa, Chordata, Lepidosauria, Squamata, Lacertidae. The coding region runs from base 685 to 1995 and encodes 436 amino acids. The transcript has 12 exons. The record is from RefSeq and is a predicted model, not a curated record.
AAUAUUAUUUUUAAAAAUAUAUGCUUCUAUGUGCUUCUGGGGGCACACUGAGACCAACAUAACCUUGUGCUGUUUGUCUGAUAACAUUCUUUAUUGCAGGCAUGGUCAACUGCAGUCAGACACAGUCACCAUCCUGGCAGGAACGACAUUGCCAGUGGGUUCUCUUCUUCUGCAUUAUGCGCUCCUUUUACUGGCACAACAUGUUACACUCCUGCUCCUGACAUAUAUGCCAGGGCAAGAGCACAGGAGUCACCUACUGGCAGGCAUUAGUCCAGACACUGCUCCAUCUGGCUCUGUUGUCCUUGGGGAGCAUCACUCAAGCAGGGAUUGGCCAUGUUUAUUUCAGCAUUGGGGAUAGACUUCUGAGACACCCUAAGUCCCACGUGCGAUUUUUGUGAACUUUGAAUUGAAUGAGCCCCUAGGGUGUACAGAAGAAACACAGGGCUGCAGUGAUGCCCUUUUAAUUAAUGGCCUGACUCCUGGCCAAAGAAGAAACCCGAUUCCCUAUCAGAAGCAUGGCUUCAUUUCCACAGGAAACCAUAUCCUAGUCCAUGUCAAAAGGCUCCUGCAUUUUUAAACAUGCUCUGUGUCAGAUUCUUCCACAUGAAGCAGCUUGUUCUUAAAGAAACAAAACAAAAAAGCUCUUGAGUGAAUUCAUUAUCCUGAAUCUACUGUUUGUUCACCAUGGAAGAAGGCAUGUACCUUACAUCUCAAGAACAUAUCCCCAUGUCUUCACGGUCUUGGCUCUUGAAGAAAAAAAGAAAUUCUGUCUUCCCUGCUGCAGAAAGCCAAAACAAAACAGAGGCCUGGGUGCAAACAGUUAUCCCAUCAGGCUCCCAAGUGACAGAGGAGUCAUUGAGAAGUGAUGCUGAGCCCAAAUCACAAACAACCAUCAGCUCAUCUAUCCCUCUGCCGGGCAGUAUUAUGGACUACAUGGAUGAGCUGCAAGUGCAUCCUCCAUGUGCUGCAAAAAGCGCUGCCAUUGUUGAGGAAGCUGGACGUGGUGAAAUUGGGCAAGGCCAAUCUUGGUUGAACAAACUGAGCUUCAACAAGAACAAGCUCUCAUUUGUAACAUGCCUGAAUGAAAGGAAAGGAAACAAAACUGCACAAAAAGGUCACCCCAGUGCUCCUAGAGUGCUCUUUCAUGACAAUCAACUGGAUGGAUGCCUGUCCAAAGAAGAACAGCUUUACAUUCCAUACAGACUAGCAAAAUUAUAUAUUACCAAGAUUACUAAAGACAUGCAUCAGAUGAAAAUUGGGUACACGAAGGCAAUCAAAGAGCUGGAGCAUGUAGGAAAAGAAAACCAGGAACAAGCUAUGAUGGCUCUGAAAAAUCAGUAUAGCAACAAAAUGAAGAACUUGCGAGCUCAGCUGGAGGUCUACCAAGAGACAGUAGACAAGAAAAACCAAUACUGGCAAGACACAACAAAGAAACUGAAGGAAGAAAAUAGAAUACUGAGACAAGAGAAAGAAGAACUGGCAAAUCAGAUCACACUGCAGAAGGAAAAAUGGGGUGAUGAAAAGGCUUGGCUGCUCAGGAGCACCACUCAAAAGCUAGACUGCCUGCAUAAGCAGCACACCUUAACUAUUGAAGAACUUCAGCGGAGUAGAGUAAACCUUGAAAAAGUGGAGAAAAUUGUAGAUUUUCAAAUGGACUUACCCUGUGAUCAACGAAGGGCAUUAAUUAUAUCAGAUGAGAUAACAGAAAAAGGAAUCACAGACCAUAAUGCAGGGGUGGAAAAGUCUAAUGUCACAAUACAGGAGUCAGAGACUACAGAGCUUGCUCAGAGGUCUACAUCUGUUGUGGUGGAGAUGGAGGAAGCACAUAAUGGUUUGCCACAAAAGAAACUUCUGUUGGAAGUGAAAACCACCUUGGAGCUGGUCAAAGGGUCUUUACACAAACGGGAGACAGAGAUCAGUGAACUUCUGCAAAAUGGACAUUGGUGUAACUCUCAAAUUACAGAUAUGUUGUUGACAGAGUCUAUUGUAUAUUAGCUAGUGAAGAUACAUUUGCUUAGUUAAGACACAGACCAGAUAUGGGCUGGUGCUUCUAUCCUAAAUGCUCUUUGGACUAGGAUUUAGUUUACACUGUCUGUCUCUAAUAGUGAGCAAAACUGGUCUCUGAACACAGAUCCACACCAGACAUUUAAAGCACAUGACUUCUCCAAAAUAAUAUCAGGAACUAUAGUUUACCCUCAUAGAGCUACAAUUCCAAACACCCUCAACAACACCCUACAGAUCCUAGGAUUCUUUGGAGGGAAGGUUUAAAGUUUUAAAUGUUUGGUGUGGAUCUGCCCUAAAACGAAACAGGAAUGUUCUGCUCCCUCAACAUCUCCAUGAACUGGGUGAGAGCCAGAGUGUUCCUCAAAGCAUUGCCGCUUGUCUUCUCUGCCCUGGGGAUGGGAAGAUGAGCAGCGAUGUCACGUGCUGGAACACCUCCCUCUUGCCUGGGAGGGGGUGCUGCAGCGGCAGCAGUGGGGCAGGCGGGCGCUGCCUCUUGCAUGUCUACUGCCUGAAGCAGGUGCUUCCCCCUCCCUCAUCGGUGGGCCAGCUCUGUGAGCGUGGACCCAAUGAAAUUACUAAGCAUGACUAAGUUAGAUUCAGUGAGUUUACUCUUCCCAUGC